Messenger RNA from Penicillium canescens, 762 nucleotides. RefSeq names its product ferric reductase-like transmembrane domain-containing protein. The record is from RefSeq and is a predicted model, not a curated record. The coding region runs from base 1 to 762 and encodes 253 amino acids. Gene Ontology annotation, molecular function: ferric-chelate reductase activity. The transcript is spliced from 7 exons. Gene Ontology annotation, cellular component: plasma membrane. Lineage: Eukaryota; Fungi; Ascomycota; Eurotiomycetes; Eurotiales; Aspergillaceae. Gene Ontology annotation, biological process: iron ion transport; copper ion import; intracellular iron ion homeostasis.
AUGAGUUUCCUGUUCUUGGCACACCAUCUGGGAUUCCUUGCAAACGCCAUGGGUGUUUCUUUGAUGAUGUGCAAGCGCAUUCAUCGGACUGUGGGCUGGAUGACUGGCAUUCUCCUCAUGUUACAUAUCAUCAUGGCUAUGAUAACUGAGCAGAAGGGCUGGAAUAUUCGUGAGAAAGCCCAACUCUUCGGAUUAAUCGGUGCUGUGAAUAUGGCCGCAAUUCUCUUAUUAUCCUUCCCUUUCGUUCGCCGUUUCCUCUACGAGCCAUUCCUUCGACUACAUCAAGCCCUGGCUACAGCCUGCAUAUAUUUUGUAUGGCGGCAUUUGCCAUCCGAUACUCUGCUGCCCCGGCUCCACGGAUGGCUAUACAUCCUUGACAGCAUUGCAGGUGUCAUAUCUUAUCUUAAGAAGCUCCUCUACGGGUAUAACACUUGCACGUCACAUGUGCGCCGGGUACAUUUCGUGUGGGAGGUCCAAACAUUAGAUAUUGCGGUUGCAGCCCAGCCACUUCUGAACAGCUUGUUAAGCGAUGAUGUCUUGGAUGAUGGCUAUAUACUCGAAAUGUCUUUUUAUGUGGUAUCAAACCAGAUGAUAGAACAUGGCAAGCCGUUCGGCCAGCAUCGCCGCGCGACAGUUUUCAAUGGAAAGCCUCGAUUUGAUGAAAUUAUAUCAGAAGAGGCUUCCGGGCGAAACAUAAAACGGCUGCCAAACACUCAUGAAGAUCGCGGUGAGGUUCUGGUUAUGGAGGGUAAGGUUGCAUGA